Molecule: messenger RNA, 2087 nt
Organism: Colletotrichum phormii
Lineage: Eukaryota; Fungi; Ascomycota; Sordariomycetes; Glomerellales; Glomerellaceae
Product: alpha-L-rhamnosidase
Exons: 1
Coding region: 11-1876 (621 amino acids)
Biological process (GO): carbohydrate metabolic process
Source: RefSeq, a predicted model, not a curated record
CGAAGCGUUUAUGGAUUCUGUUUGGGAUCGUGGCGUCUUCAAAAGCAUCCCCCAAGCUCCUCCAACGACCUGGACCCAAACCCAUGUUCUGCUAGCAACCACAGACAAACACAAAUCUCAAGUUCAUGUUCAGCCCCCAAUCACGCGCCUUGUCCUCCCGGGUGCUACAAUAGUCUCUACUUCCUUGUCGACUCCAAGUCAUCCACCCACCAUGGCAGAUGCUCCCGAGGAUAUGGUCGAGAGCGUGCUCCCGACGCGCUGGAAUCGAGACUUUGAAAAUAUCGCCAAUGAUCUGUGCCCACAGCUGCAGCGAUGGACACGAACUCCUCAACGCGUCAUCAAAUUCGACAAAGACGAGAGCCAGUACUUUGGUGUCCGUGCCACGCCUGCGGAAUACCCAAUUGACAAAUUACCGUCCAAGACUUGGGGGAAAGGAGAUGACUUCAUUCUCGACUUUGGUAUUCACAUGGUGGGAUAUGUCUCGAUGAGACUAGAGUCCCGGGGCUCACACAUGGACGCCCCAUGCAGGUUGCGCCUCACGUUUGGCGAAUCUCCUUUGGACGUGACUCUCGGGAUGGAAAAUGUUGAAACAUGGAUUAGCACCAGCUGGCUUCCGGAUGAAACCAUCAAUAUCGACACGUGUCCUGAGGAGGUCUCUCUAUCUCGACGAUAUUCUUUCCGCUUCCUUCGAGUUGAAGUCAUCGACACCUCACCCAAAUACAAGGUCACAUUUUCGGACGUCAAAUGCCAAUGUGUUAGCGCCAUCAGCCAGAACCACUCCCUGGAGGCUCCGCAGUUUAACGACUCUCUCCUCCAGCAGAUCGACCACGUUAGCAUAUCGACACUGAGAGAUUGCAUGCAAACCGUCUUUGAGGACGGGCCUCGAAGGGAUCGUCGGCUCUGGAGCGGAGAUCUUCGGCUUCAAGCGCUUGCAAACUACAGCACCUUCCGGGACUUCAACCUCGUAAAGCGCUGCAUCUUCCAGUUCGCUGCCGUGGUCCGCGAAGAUGACUCCGUGCCAGCUUGCAUCUUUGAGCAGCCUCAGCUCACGCCUUCGACUGACUACAUUGUAGACUACGACGCGCUAUUCGCCGCCAUUACGUACGACUAUGUGGUGGCAUCGGGCGACAAAGCUGCCGGUCAUAGCCUUUGGCCCACCGUCCUCGGCUGCGUGAAGCGGGCACUCACGCAUCUUGAUGCUACCACUCACGCGUUCGAUGAGUCCAAGGGCGAAGGAUGGAAGUUCCUUGACUGGCAGCCUGGGCUGGAACAUAGCGCAGGACUACACGGAGUCCUGCUGUAUUGUCUGAAAGCAGCUAACUCCUUGGCCACGGUCCUCGGCAAGGAGGCCCCUUUUGUGGACCUCGUGGCCCAAAUGACCGAAGCAGCGAAGGUGUUCCUUUCUCCAGAUAACGUCUUCGUGUCUGGUCCCAAGGCACAGGUUAGCUUCGCGUCGGCGUCUUGGCUUAUUCUUGCAGAGGCCUUCCCCCAGGACAUCGCCCGCACGGCUCUGCUCAACACACUUAGACACCCCGAUGCUCUCAAGCCUCUGACCCCCUACCUAUGGCACCAUGUGUGCGAUGCCCUCGCUACCGUGGGCUUGUACGAGAAGUGCGUGAAGAUCAUGGCCAGUUACUGGGGAGGUAUGGUCCGCGCCGGUGCAGACACCUUUUGGGAGUGCUACAACCCCGAAGAUCCUCGGGCAAGUCCCUACGGCGAUGCUCGAAACAACAGUUUCUGUCACGCUUGGAGCUGUACACCAACGUACCUUCUUAGGGGAAAGCUGAGAGAGUUUGUGGGCGUCAAGGAAACGAAGUCAGUCACCAUGGGUCACUUGGACGAAGAUUGGAUCAAGUCACAGGUCGGGAGUCAAUAAUGCAGUGACCAGUCGAAGAUUAGAGUAGAAUGAAUCUAAACCACCCCAUCAGGCAUCGAGUCAAGUGGUAGACGCCAGAGAAAAUUGAUAUUCAUUUCCCGAAUGAUAUGUGCGCAGCUUGGCUUUUCCAAACAUAUUUACUUGAUUGGAUUAAGUAACUGUUGGAACAGCAAAGGCUGAUAAGGAGUAAUAGGCAGGUACCAUGGGCUGG